Messenger RNA from Gregarina niphandrodes, 3192 nucleotides. Its product is annotated as peptidase, S9A/B/C family, catalytic domain protein. Bases 1 to 3192 code for a protein of 1063 amino acids. NCBI's taxonomy places the organism in Eukaryota, Apicomplexa, Conoidasida, Eugregarinorida, Gregarinidae. The record is from RefSeq and is a predicted model, not a curated record. The transcript has 2 exons. Gene Ontology annotation, molecular function: serine-type endopeptidase activity. Gene Ontology annotation, biological process: proteolysis.
AUGACUGAACGAGAAUUCUUUCAGAUUAGGCACUCAAAGGAGCUGCAGUUUCCCGCAUUGGUUUCGGCGUAUGACCAGGAGGACUACGUCGUAAUUAACUACACGAAGCUGGAUCCCAUACGCAACAAGAAGGUGGAGUACAGCCAAGUGUACAACAAAAGGCCCUUUGCGGCGGUGGGUAAGGCGAUUCCUGGUGAGGGCAUUACGUUGGUGCGCGACCUGGAUGGGCAAGUGGUUUUGGGUCUGUGUGUAUCGCGAGAAGACAUGUUAGGUGUGUAUGUGUACUCGGAGGGUUCAACAAGUACGGUGUUGGACGCUUUUGAGAUAAAGUACCAGGGUCUGCAUAAGGCUCCGAUCCUGGCCCACCAGCGGUUCUACAGUCCCUAUGCGGUGGUCAAGAACCGGCGACUGUACGUGGUUUAUUUAGCGGAGCCUAAGAGUGAUGACAGCGCGUCCUCUUUCCCGUGGGAAGCCGGUGUGGAGCCGGGGUACAACGUACAGCGUGUGUGCGACAUUCAACAAACCCUCCACCUUGGCGAGUGCAGCGAAAUCCUGACGCAUCCACAACCCUUCGUGCUCGACGUUGAGGAGCGUCGGAUCGCGCAAGUCCUCAAUGUAGAUACCGCCUGCGUCCAAGCCUGCGUCCUCAAUUCCGAUCCCACUGCCGCAGCCAACCGCCUUGAACCCUGCGCGAACAUGGAGGCUGCUACCGGGCACGCAGGAGACGCUCUGUUCCAGGAGAGAACGCCUGGAGGGAGCCCGAACGAGGGCACAGCGCCCGGAGGGAGCGGGCCUGCCGGCACUCUGGAAAGCCGAACCGCCCAGUCCAUCUGCCGACAGGAUACGCAAGACCAGGAAACACCACCCAUUGAACACCCCUCCACCGAGGAAACUGUCAUCGAAACCUUAAGUAAGGGCGAACCCGUCCAGGACGACGUCGACGGAACGGCACCCAACGACGUCGUGCACCGAAAUUCGGUGCCGCGGGAGGAGGUUCUAACCAAGGGGGAGCUGGGCAAGGGGGAACUGGCCAAGGGGGAAUUGGCCAAGGGGGCUCCUACAGCGCACGUGAACACGCACGAUGGCAGCAGCGGCAGCAGCAGUCCGGAUGGCGGACAAGAAAUCCGAUUGGAAAUUCGGCGGGCGGGAACUUGCACCGGCGAGGACCGGAGCGCCGAAGACUUCCCGGCUGAUGUCGACUGCGGAUAUUUGGACGUACUCGUGUCCUAUUUGCAUCCGAAGCAUGCCAAGCUGGGCAUCGUCCACCAUCCCGGCCGUGCCCUCCUGCACACAAUCGUCCGGUUUGACUUGAAUACCUGCGCUGCCUCGGGGGUGGCAGACGUACUCCGAGAUACCUUCUGCUACCGGGACUUCCUUCCCCUCGGCGGCCGGACCUCAAUCCUGUGCCAAGACCACCUAGGCUCUCCAGGCAGGCACCGGCUAUCCUCAAACUCCUCGUCUUCCACCGACCACGAAAGGACUUCCGACCACGAACGGACUUCCGAUCACGAACGGACUUCCGAUCACGAACGGGAAACGGAUAACGAGCGUCCUGAAACUGGGGAGUGUCCUGAGACUUACGAUCGGUCGGGCGAUAACGAUCGGUCGGGCGAUAACGAUCGAUCGGGACAUAAGGCAAACGACGUUUCCCCUGGAGCGGGUUCUGAGGAUGGAGCGAACCGUGAUGGCGGAGCGACCUAUGGUACCGGAGCGAAUCGUGGUUGCGGAGGCGGUGAGGUCAUGGAGUGCAUGGACGGUUCGUCUAAUGUCGUCGAGCUUCUUUGCCUAAGUUAUCCAGAUGCUGGAGAACACAGUAUUUGCUGCAAUCUCGUUGCCAUAUCUUUCGAGUUAGCUGUCAUUAUCACCCAUGUAGCCGGCAACCAAGGGGGGGACAACACUCCGGAUAACCGUACGUGCGACACAAAGAACAGCUGCAUGGAGCUGAUUGUAUCGGGGGUCCGACGGACAGAGUGCCCGGUGAAAAUUGGUGUUCCUUUGGACUACAAAAUGAACGGAGAAACCUUCAAUCGGUCACAACGCUUGGGCUACCUGCCAGUGCUGCAGGCGGGUACUACGGUGCCAGUGCUGGUUCGGUUCGACCAGCGAUUAGAGUUAGUGAGCCCGGAGUUAGCGAGCCAGCAAGGCGGAGUCAAGGAAAAGGCCGGAAGACCGGCCCCGACUGUUGCGGCCAAGACGCUGAAGGAUUUGCGUGCAAGAAGACUUUGGAUCGACCACAGUCAGGGCACCGUACUCAUCGACGGCCUCAAACACCCUGUCCAGACACCGAGCCAGUGCAACUACGUGGCUGCGUACCUAGAGAACGCGAUACCCAGCCGGUCUAUUUUUUUGUACAGAAGGAAAGGUCUCGGCAGCAAGCAAGUCAAGACUGUCAUGCUGCAGCUUCACGGCGGGCCCAACAGCAUGUCUAUAAUGUCAGAGCAGAGCGCUCUUCACAACUUCCUGUUCGCUUCCACUCCCAUUGACCUCAUUGUGUUCCCGAACUACCCCGGCAGUGUUGGCUACGGUGAUGAAUACACGAAGGCUCUAGCCGGACAUUGCGGGCAGCUCGACGUUCAGUGGUGCUUGCAGGCUUUGUCCUCGGCGCUGCAUGCGGAAUUCAAUGGACCCACUGAGUACUCGCUCAAGUCUGGCGUCGACAGCUGGCCCUGGAACCACGUCAACUGUAUUGCUUAUGGCGGAAGCCACGGUGGAUUCCUCGCCGCCCAUCUUGCAUGCUUGACACCGCCUAUAUUUAAGGCGGCCAUCCUUCUUAACCCCGUCACUGACGCCAGUAUGCACACCACAGAUAUUCCGGACUGGGCCACCUAUCAACUGACAGGCUUCAAAUAUAACAUUAACGAACUCACCCCUGACUGGCCUUCUAUCCGCGCACGACAGUAUGCACAAUCACCUAUUUCGAAAGUACAGAAUAUAUCCUGUCCUAUACUCAUGCUCCUCGGACAACAAGACAAGCGAGUUGACUGGAGACAAGGAAGGAACUUCUUCCUGCGUGUCCAGGAGAUCGAACAAAACGCCCAGGGCAAGAUACCGAAAUCAGCACCAAGAUCUAUGCCCAGUCGCUGCUUCAUCUACGGACAAAGCAACCACGGCCUCAGCGAGGCAAGCACCGUCUUUCAUAGAGAUAUAGAAUCCGCAAAAUUCAUAAACGAAGUCCUGGGGGCCAAUUUAUGA